Cucurbitaria berberidis CBS 394.84 is the source of this 2403-nucleotide messenger RNA. Its product is annotated as protein arginine N-methyltransferase HSL7. The record is from RefSeq and is a predicted model, not a curated record. The coding region runs from base 1 to 2403 and encodes 800 amino acids. NCBI's taxonomy places the organism in Eukaryota, Fungi, Ascomycota, Dothideomycetes, Pleosporales, Cucurbitariaceae. Gene Ontology annotation, cellular component: nucleus; cytosol. The transcript has 4 exons. Gene Ontology annotation, biological process: peptidyl-arginine N-methylation; regulation of DNA-templated transcription.
AUGGACUACUCGGACGCCAUGGACGACUCUACGCCCAUGUUCUACAUUGGCCAGCAUGAGACGAAGCGGCGCUUGGAUGUGUCGCCGGAGCUCAUCCAGCACGCGCAGGAUCUUGGAUAUGAUAUGCUUACUAGCCCUAUUACGAACGAUCACUUCCAUACCCGUGUUUUGAGCCUCCUAAAUUCGUACACCCAGACCCUCUCCGAAUCAUCGCAAGCGCAAACGCUACCUUUGAUACCUGCCCUGGACCAUCCGGACACACCGUUAGGUCCCAGUGAUACCAUUGGCCAGCUAGUGACUUUCACAAGCUCCUGGAUAGAUCUAUCAUCGCCAGAUCCAGUCAUUGCGCAUCUUUCGCGCCAGGUCUUCCACCUGGAGAUCGCAUAUGCGGCUUUCUGCGGAGCAACUAAUGUUGUCGUACCAGGACCACGUCUAUCUCAUGGUCAAAAUGGCGUUUCGCAGUAUGCUCGAGCAAUCAAAGAAGCCCUGACAACUGGCUCAUACAUCCAACUGCAUGUGCAAAUCCCCAUGGACGGGACUAAGGCUACUACCGAAGACGAUGAUUUGGGUCAUCUAGCACGCUUCGCCAGGCCUGAGUACGAUUCGAGCAGUCAGGGGAAGAAUACCAACACUUGGAGCUCUUGGGAUGCCUGGAACACGGUAAGGUCCAUCUGUAAAUACCAUAAUAGGUUAUCAAUAGUUCUCGAUUUACCACGCCGGCUCCCGUCGCUCGCUCUCCAGUCUCGCUGGGUUUCCGAGCCUAUCCGUCUGCUAAGUCUACCAGCUUCGUCCUUCCUCGUCAAUGCCCGCCAGUCUUUUGUUUUGUCGAAAGCGCACCAGGUUUUCAUCUUCCGCUGUAUGCGCUUACAACGCGGCCCUUGGCUACUUCUCUCGGACGUCGGCCCGCUACCAGGUGUCGAUGACCCAGACAUGAUCAUGUCGUACUCGACCGGCCAUCUUUCGCCAGGCGCAGCUGAGGACGCGCCCAGUCCAGGGUCUUCAUUACCUCCCGCGCCCACCCCUGCGGAAGCAGCCCAACUGGCAAAACAGAUUGGGAAAAAGACCAGUAGUAGCAAUGACCCCACUCCGCACCUAAGCUACCUGCGAUAUCUGCAACGCAAUCAGCCACCGAAGAGCCAGCUUGAGCGAUUCGGUGGGGGUUUCCAGGACUACCUACAAAGCCCACUGCAGCCUCUCACGGACAACCUUGAGUCCAUCACCUAUGAGGUGUUCGAGAAAGAUCCGAUCAAGUAUGCUUGGUACGAGCGGGCAAUAGCACAAGCACUGCGGGACUGGCAUAGCCAACGAAGGUCCACCAGCUCUGAAAACGGCGCAGUUGUAAUUGCAGUUGUUGGGUCUGGCCGAGGUCCGCUUGUAACGCGUGCACUGAACGCAAGUGCAAGCUCUGGUGUACCAGUCCGCGUCUAUGCAAUUGAGAAGAACCCCAAUGCUUACGUUCUCCUGCAGCGGCAUAAUGUGGAGACAUGGAAAGGUCGCGUGACGGUUGUCAAGACAGACAUGCGAGCAUGGAAGGGUCCGACGCAACCCGAUGGUACCUUUGGCAAGGUCGACAUUCUGGUCAGCGAGCUACUUGGGUCAUUCGCUGAUAAUGAACUCUCGCCCGAAUGCUUAGACGGCGUACAGCACGUGUUAAACCCGGAGCAUGGUAUUUCUAUUCCAUCCAGCUACACUGCACACUUUACGCCAAUAUCCACCCCAAAAUUAUGGGCAGACUUGUACAGCCGAAGCACGAGUGUGGACCCGAACGCAUUCGACAUCCCAUGGGUCGUCAUGCUCGCACAAUUUGACUACCUCUCUACGGAAUCCAAAGAGACUAUAGCCUCCCAGCAACUGGGUGAUGGUACGAAGAUGCACAACUUCAACCUCGAGGCACCGCUAGCACCGAUAGUGCAAACCGCGUGGGAGUUCUCCCAUCCUCUGCCACCGACAGUACUCGCCCAGGCGUCCUUACGCAGGGGCGGCUCUGCCGUGGGAGGUGGAGGUGGCUUCGUUGGAGGAGACGGAGCCAACGAGCACAAUUUCCGACACUGUAGGAUCUCCUUCCCGAUUCAAGAGCAGGGCGUGUGCCAUGGCCUAGGCGCCUACUUCGAGACGGUGCUGUACAGCGGCUCAGAGGGCCCAGUCGAGCUCAGCACGAAUCCCGUGUCGAUGGAGCAGAAGAGCAAGGAUAUGAUCUCAUGGUUCCCAAUUCUCUUCCCGCUCAAGAACCCGAUACAGCUUCCUGCCAACUCAGAGGUUGAAGUCAGCUUCUGGAGGCAGACAGAUGAUCGGAAGGUCUGGUACGAAUGGCUCGUUGAGAGCUACAUGAUAGUCAAUGGGCAGCGGAUACGACUCAGCGUCUCUGACCUCCACUCAAGCAAAUCGAAUGGGUGCAUGAUGUAG